This is a messenger RNA of Dendronephthya gigantea, 1794 nucleotides long. Its product is annotated as E3 ubiquitin-protein ligase rnf8-like. Lineage: Eukaryota; Metazoa; Cnidaria; Anthozoa; Malacalcyonacea; Nephtheidae. Bases 38 to 1729 code for a protein of 563 amino acids. The transcript is spliced from 6 exons. The record is from RefSeq and is a predicted model, not a curated record. Gene Ontology annotation, biological process: ubiquitin-dependent protein catabolic process; protein K48-linked ubiquitination; double-strand break repair. Gene Ontology annotation, molecular function: histone binding; ubiquitin protein ligase activity; nucleic acid binding. Gene Ontology annotation, cellular component: cytosol; site of double-strand break; nucleus.
UCGGGAACGGUUAUAAUUUUUCCAAUGAGUAUCUGAAAUGGCCUCUAGUUUCAGCGAUCAGGCUAUUCUCCGAAGAGUUGGACGAUUUUCUGGUGAACAGCAACCAAUAUGCCCUAAUAGCGUCCUCUUAAAUGCCCUGAAACCGACCACUUUUGGGCGAACGACAGCCUCAAACGUACGGUUGUUAUCGUGCAAGGUCCCGCUUAUGAUAUCCCGUAAACACGCAUCAAUAAUAUUUCAAGACGAGAAAUGGACGAUAAUCGAUCACAAUAGUUUAAAUGGGGUGUUUGUAAAUGGACAACGAUUACCAGCUGAUACACCUCAGGAAAUAAAGCCUGGAGACAGCAUAUGUUUUGGUGUAGCUAUAGAAAAUAAUGUUCAUGAAUUUGAUUACUUCUUUGAAAUGGCCCCCUGCAUUAAAAAACGAAAACUGGAGUUUGGAGAUGCGCAGGAAAAAGAACCAAAAGUUCGAAAAAUUCUCAAGGAUAGCAUUGAAAGAAACAGCGAAAAUGUACCUGGACCUAGUGGAGAAAACUUGAAGGAAAUGGCUAAAAGUACAGCUUGCAAAAUUCAGGAAUCGGAAAAAAAAAUUGAAGGACUAAACUUGCUUCUUGCUGAAAAAGAGAAGGCAUACUUGAGUCAACUGGAACAAAAGAAGGACCUUGCCGAGCAAUUGCUACAGCAGAAAGAGGGAUUAGAAAGGGAAAAGGAGGAGCAGGAGAAGUACCUGAUGGGAUUAAUGCAGGAUAAACUUAGGGAUAAAGAGAGGGACCUCAAUGAUCAGUUAGAACAACAGAAAGCAAUACUUCUGGCAGAGAAGGAGGAAGUGGAAAAAAAUCUUAUUGAGGAAAUGGGCAGAAAAAUUGAAGAAAAGGACAAGGAGUUGACAGACCAAUUGAAGACCCAACGAGACCGCCUGGAGAAUAUCUUACAGAUCAAAAUUGAUGAGCAGAUGCGUUUACAGGAGGAACUGACACAGAACAAAGUGGAGCAAGAGAAACUGGAAGGCAUGCAAAUGAAUGAGAAAAAGAUGGAGGAAAAUUUAGAACUACUUCGGGAGGAACUCGUAGAGAAACAAAAACAACUAACUAAACAAGAGGAAAUCACGAGAAAUGCCGAGGAAAUGGCAAAGAAAGUUUUGGUCGAGAAAAUGGAGGAUGAGUUCACCUGCAUCAUUUGUCAGGAAUUGUUUUUCGAAGCAAUGACUUUAGCCUGUUCACAUUCAUUCUGCGAUUAUUGUUUGAAAUUGUGGCUAAAAAAGAAAAAGACUUGUCCGAUUUGUAGGACUGAUAUCAACGGGACAUUUGUUCGAUCUCGAGUGUUGGACAGCGCAGUUGAGAAAAUUGUUGAAACGAUGGAUGAAGAAACAAAAAACAGACGACAAGCGGUAUUUGAAGAAAGGAAAAAGAAAGAAGUUGAAGUUACUAUCAUUAAUGAUAGUCCACCUGGUACCAUACCUAUCACUGGUGGUAACCAAGGCAACCCGAUCGUCAUUAGGAAUGAUGACGAGUUAAUGGAACGCCGUAUACCACCGGUAUUUUUCCCGCGCAUGCUGAUACGCCCUGCGGGUGCUCUGCCCGACGGUCAUGCGCAACAAGCUGCCGUACCUAAUCCUGUUCGCAGGCGACGGCCUCAUGGCGGAAGCCCUUAUCGAGGACAGAAUAAUGAUCAUUGUUUCAACUGCGGAAUGCGAGGUCACUGGUCCAGAGCGUGUCCAUUCAGGCGAUGACAAAGAAUUUUUUAAUCUUUAGAUAUUUUUAGAUAUUUGGGUAUUGUAAAUACUUCUUUAUAGUU